Molecule: messenger RNA, 3011 nt
Organism: Lepidothrix coronata (blue-crowned manakin)
Lineage: Eukaryota; Metazoa; Chordata; Aves; Passeriformes; Pipridae
Product: endogenous retrovirus group K member 11 Pol protein-like
Exons: 2
Coding region: 756-2747 (663 amino acids)
Biological process (GO): RNA-templated DNA biosynthetic process
Molecular function (GO): zinc ion binding; RNA-directed DNA polymerase activity; RNA stem-loop binding
Source: RefSeq, a predicted model, not a curated record
UGUGGCACUCGUUCCUGUCUGAGUGGGGUUUGUACCUUGAACAGCACCUCAAAUGGCCGUCCGAUAAGGGACUUCAGCAGGUUACCGGCAACCAGGAGCAGCAACUCUGGGGAACCUGUACGGGGGUGUCCAUAUCGCCAAAACCAAAAGGAAGAAAAGAAAAAAUUCAGCGCACUGGGUUACCUCGGCAAAAAGGAACAAAAAAGAAAGAAAAAAGGACCAGAAGAAAGGACAACAGAGCUUCAGCACAGAGCGGCCAUGUUCUGCGGUUGCAGAACAGCCACGCAGCAACAUGGACACAGCAAGCUUACUCCGGCCGUGAGGCGGAAGUGAAAGUGCCUCUUCCGACACCACCAGUUCAACCAACUCACAACAAAUGCACAACAGUUAAAGCAUCACUGUGGCUCUCCUACCAAGAAACCAACCCACAGCCCUCACCAGCCUCAGAACAGCUUCUAUGCCGAAGAUGGCCUGAUAGGGGAGGAAGAAGAGAUAUUGACUCCCUAGAAAGCUUACCUGAGCUGUGGCAAACUGAACUCAGCGAGACAAGAGAACCAGAAAAAAGACAAGCAGUUUUGAAUCCUGCAAAAGAGGAAGAACAGCAAACAUGGCUACAGCUACUACUUCAGCUCGAGGAAGAAGAUGCAGACUGGGAAAGCACACAGAACAUCUGCCUACCCAAGCCCAGACCAUCAGCAAAGUCGAAGCUACCGACGUUGAAGUGGUCAACACGUGUACUGACUGCGUUGCUGGCGAUGACAGCUGUUGGUUUUGUACUGCGAGAAUUUCAGCUGGGACAACACCAUCCACCUCCUGACAGAAUCAACAACCUAGAGGUAACAUUGCAAAACACAGCAGACAUACAGCUAUCAGCUACCAUGUUUAAUUUCCUAAGUCACAAAAGGACAACUUUACUAAUUGACAGAUUAUCUGCUAUUAUAAAAAGUUCUUCUGUGUUACAGGGGGUAAGAAUAAUAAUAAGAGGGGCCCCAAAUCAAGUAUUUACUUCUCACUAUUUUAAAAUGCUGUUAGACAAUAUGCCAUAUACAACAUGGAAAGCCAAACUUAAACAAGUAGUAAACAAACAACCAGUUACAAUUUCAACUGCAGAAACACAUAACUCUUUAUGCACAGUAACUGCAAGAGCCUUGAGAAAGCAAAACAAACAAAACCCUCAUACAACACAAGCCCAAAGAUGUUCCACAAAGUUGCAACAUAAAACAAUACACACCUCUAAAUCCACUCAAAACACAAACAUGCAAAGAUACCACUGGACAGUACUGCCUCAGGGCAUGAAAAACAGCCCGAUGAUUUGUAAGACAGUGGUAGCCAACAUCAUACACCCUGUUCGAAAACUCCACCCUUCAACCAUCAUCUAUCCUUAUAUAGAUGACAUCCUGAUAGCAGCAAAACACGGGACCGAACUACAAUCCACCUUGACUGCCUUAACUGACGCCAUCCAAAAAGCAGGUCUGCAGCUUGCCUCAGAAAAAAUUCAACGCACCCAACCUUGGACCUACCUCGGAUGGAGGAUCACUCAACAGGAAAUCAUGCCACAACCACUGACUUUCAAAGUAACGGACACUAUGACCCUGAAUGAUUUGCAAUGGCUUUUAGGAGCCAUUAACUGGCUGAGGCCUGUCUUGGGGAUCAAAACAGAGGAAUUGCACCCCCUCUUUGAGCUACUUAAAGGUGACCCAACUCUCACAUCUAUUCGAUCCCUAACCCCAGAAGCAAAACAAGCUCUGGAAGUAUGCUCCCAGGCCGUCAAAAACAGGCAAAGCAGACGACGACACCCUGACCUGCACAUUCGCCUCGCCAUCAUAUCCAGCAAGUUCCAACCUUUUGCUGUCCUUUUCCAAAGGGAUCAGGCAGAAUCUGACCCUUUGAGAAUUCUAGAAUGGUUAUUUCUUCCCCACUCUCCACCUAAGACUGUUUGGACCAUUAAUGACAUGCUUGCUAAGCUCGUCAUGAAAGGUAGAGGAUGUCUGCAGGAGAUGGAUGGAAGGGAUCCUGAGACGAUCUACAUUCCAGCCACAAAAGACAACUUAGACUGGUUUCUUGCAGAGGACGCUGGGUUUCAGACUGCAUUAGCGGACUUCCACGGUAAUAUUUCCAUUCACCUCCCGAAACAUAAACUCUGGGCGGAAAUAGGAAAUCUACCCCUGAUGGCCACGCGUCGCUGCAAACUACGACCAGUAAAUGGAGUCACACUCUUCACUGACGCGUCUGGACAAUUGAAAAAAGCCGCCGUGACAUGGAAGAACCCUGCCACAGGACAAUGGGACAAUAAGGUACAAACCUUGGACCAAGGUUCUGUACAGGUUUUAGAACUAGCAGCUAUCCGCAUGGCAUUUGAAUUGUUCCAUGAUCAACCUAUGAAUGUUGUCACAGAUUCUCACUAUGCAGCAGGGUUGGUCUCACGUCUCGAAGCCUCCUUCCUUCAAGAUGUCACUAAUCCUCACUUAUUCACAGAAAUUCGUACCAUAUGGUUUCUUAUCAACCACAGAAAAUUUGAUUUUUACAUAAUGCACACUAAGUCACACACAGAACUUCCGGGACCCAUAGCAGAGGGCAAUCAAAAAGCUGAUGCAACUGCUAUGGUAACUACAGUUCCCAAAAUUCUGCAACAGGCUAAACUCUCACACCAGUUCUUCCACCAAAAUGCACGUUCAUUAAAGAGACAAUUCCAAAUUACAAUAAACCAGGCCAGAGACAUAAUUAUGUCAUGCUCUGACUGCCAGUGAAUUACCCCAAUGCCAGCUAAGGAAGGGGUUAAUCCCAGGGGCAUAACAGCCAAUGAAAUCUGGCAGACAGACGUUACACAUAUAGCUGAAUUCGGUAAACUAAAAGAUGUCCAUGUUACAGUAGACACGCAUUCCAGAUACAUUAAUGCAACAGCACACACGGGAGAAAAAGCCAAAGACGUCAUCAGACACUGGCUCAGUUGUUUCGCAAUCCUAGGAAUUCCAAAAACCAUAAAAACUGACAAUGGCCCUGCUUAUUGUUCU